AUGGAGCUCAAAAACAUUGCCAUACUCGGACCUGGAGGAAACGUUGGAAACGCUAUUAUUAGAGAGCUACUACAAGACGGCUCAAGAUUCCAGACCACCGCAAUCACACGCCCGGAUUCAACAUACGCCCCGCCCGAGGCAUCCAGCAUCACACACAAAACCGCGGAUUAUAAGACUUUGUCCUCUCUCUCAGAAGCAUUCGCUGGCCAGGAUGCAAUUGUGAACUGCAUCACCGGCGGCGCCACCCAAUAUGAUCCCUCGAAGCUGAUCAUCGACGCCGCCGUCGCCGCAGGCGUGAAAUUCUUCUUUGCAAACGAAUUCGUCGGAUACAUCGACAGUCCGCAGUUCCGCCGUCUACCAGAAGUACUCGCCGGCGCCAAGUUCAGGAUCAGAGAGUAUCUGCGAAAGCUCGCCGUGAGCGGCGACAUUGCCUGGACGAGCUUGAACGGUGCGGGGUUUGACGUUGCAAAUCGCAAGGCAAGAGUUUAUGGGACAGGGCAGAAUCCGCUAUUCUGGACUCCAUUGUCGGGCAUUGGACGCGCUGCCGCGAACAUGCUGAGGAGUCCAGACACUGUACAGAAUCGACCGAUCUACAUAUGCCCGUUCGUCAAGGGAGAGCUUACGCAGCGAUCGCUCCUGGCAACGCUUCAAGAGGUUUUUGACACCGAGUUCGAGGUUGAGGAAGUUGAUCUCGUGAAGAUCAACAAGAACUCCAGGAUCGCUUUGGAGAGAGGGGAAGGGGCCAAGGCUAUGAAGGGCCUUACUGUCAGCAACCAGUUUUACGAGGAGGACUGUGGAAACGAUUUCAGCCAUCUGAUCGAAAACGAUCUCAUAGGUGUGAAGACGAUGAGUGUGAGAGAAGCGGUGCGAGGCGCGAUUGCGAGGUGGGGUCAAGACUGUACUAUUGUGGAGGGUUUGUUCAGGGUCGAGGCUUGCGAGGUUUAG
This is a messenger RNA of Didymella exigua CBS 183.55, 945 nucleotides long. Its product is annotated as NAD(P)-binding protein. NCBI's taxonomy places the organism in Eukaryota, Fungi, Ascomycota, Dothideomycetes, Pleosporales, Didymellaceae. Bases 1 to 945 code for a protein of 314 amino acids. The transcript has 3 exons. The record is from RefSeq and is a predicted model, not a curated record.